This is a messenger RNA of Capsella rubella, 887 nucleotides long. Its product is annotated as probable WRKY transcription factor 12. The transcript is spliced from 4 exons. Gene Ontology annotation, molecular function: sequence-specific DNA binding; DNA-binding transcription factor activity. The record is from RefSeq and is a predicted model, not a curated record. The coding region runs from base 45 to 722 and encodes 225 amino acids. Gene Ontology annotation, biological process: regulation of DNA-templated transcription. Lineage: Eukaryota; Viridiplantae; Streptophyta; Magnoliopsida; Brassicales; Brassicaceae.
CAAAAAAAAAAAAAAAGAACAGGAAAGAUUUGAGAAUAAAAACAAUGGAAGGAGUAGGAGGAUCAGGAGGAAGAAGAGUAGUCAAUAAUUACGAUCUACACCAAGUAACAUCGUCGACGACGACGAUUCAUCAAGAGAAUAUGAACUUCCUCAUCCCUUUUGAAGAAACCAAUGUGUUAACCUUUUUCUCUUCUUCUUCCUCCUCUUCUCUCUCUUCUCCUUCUUUCCCCAUUCACAACCCUUCCUCUAGUACUACUUCUCAUCAUGCACCUCUAGGGUUUUCUAAUCAUCUUCAUCAGGGUGGAGGACCCUUGGGACCAAAGGUGGUUAAUGAUGAUCAGGAGAAUUUUAGAGGAGGAACUAACAACGAUGCUCAUUCUAAUUCUUGGUGGAGAUCAAGUAGUGGGAGUAUAGAUAUGAAGAACAAAGUGAAGAUAAGGAGGAAACUAAGAGAGCCAAGAUUCUGUUUCCAAACGAAAAGCGACGUUGAUGUUCUCGACGAUGGCUACAAAUGGCGUAAAUAUGGUCAGAAAGUCGUCAAGAACAGCCUUCACCCUAGGAGUUAUUACAGAUGCACACACAACAACUGUAGGGUGAAGAAGAGAGUGGAGCGACUGUCGGAAGAUUGUAGAAUGGUGAUUACUACAUACGAAGGUCGCCACAACCACAUUCCCUCUGAUGACUCCACUUCUCCUGACCAUGAUUGUAUCUCUUCUUUUUAACCUCUCUCUCUACAAAUAAAUAUGUUAUUUAUAUAUAGACAGAGCUAUAUACAUAUAUAUUUGCACAUACAGAUGUGUGAUAUAUUUGCCUAGCUGAUAUUGCAUGUGUUUCUUUCAUGAGUAUGUCCACAGAUAUUAUUUUUUUGAUAAAAUAUGUCCACAUAU